Messenger RNA from Cuscuta europaea, 5706 nucleotides. Lineage: Eukaryota; Viridiplantae; Streptophyta; Magnoliopsida; Solanales; Convolvulaceae. The record is from the annotation of a GenBank genome assembly.
AAAAGAAGCACUAACAUAGAAGCAAAUGCUUAAAUUUAUAGAGAUGAUUCUAGUAGUUACUCCCUCUGUUCCCAAAAAUACUUCCCACUUUCCUUUUUGGGUUGUUCCCAAAAAUACUUCUCACUUUCUCAUUUUGGACAAUUUGUGUGACUCACAUUCAUUUUACUUUUUUCUUACACAACCACAACCAUAUAUUUUCACUUUAUUCCACUUUCUUAAUAAGCGUGUCAAGUCAAACCGGGAAGAAUUUUUAGGAAUGGAUGGAGUAUUAUGUUAUCAAAACUACUUCAAGCCUCAUUGGCGCGAAAACAGUCAUUUAUCGUUCAUAUGGGGGAACCGGAAAUGCCCUCCGAAUUCCUCCAUCAAGCUCACUGGUAUGACUCCGCUCUCAAAUCGGUGUCUGAAUCGGCGGAGAUGAUCUAUGUCUACAAAACGGCGGCGCACGGAUUCUCCGCCAAGCUCACAGAGCAAGAAGCUCUGUUUCUUGAAACUCUGCCCGGCGUCGUCUCUGUUCAGCCGGAGAGAAAGUACCAGCUCCACACCACCAGAACGCCGUCGUUUCUGGGACUGGUUGCUUACCUUUUACCCGGAUCUGCUGCUGAAAGUGACGUUGUCAUCGGAGUAGUAGACACCGGAGUCUGGCCGGAGAUAAAGAGCUUCGACGACCGACGACUUGGUUCGAUCCCAACCACUUGGAAAGGCACGUGCGAGACGGGAACCAAUUUCACCGCAUCGAAUUGCAACUAGAAACUGAUAGGUGCGAGGUACUUUUCGAAAGGGUAAGAGGCAAGUCAGGGGCCGGUCAACGAGACUCUGGUGAGCAAAUCUCCCCGGGACGAUGAAGGCCAUGGGACCCACACAAUCUCCACCGCAGGAGGAUCGCCUGUUCAGCACGCCGGCCUGUUCGGUUACGCGGCCGGAACUGCUCAGGGCAUCGCUAAGAACGCAAGAGUCGCAGCCUAUAAAGGCUGCUGGGUCGACGGUUGUUAUAGUUCUGAUAUAUUGGCGGCCAUGGAAAGUGCCAUCCAAGACGGCGUGGAUAUUCUUUCCUUGUCUCUCGGCGUUGGGUCUGUUGACUACUAUGAUGAUGUCAUUGCCGUUGGAGCAUUCUCCGCCGUGGAGAAGGGAAUUGUGGUAGUUUGCUCCGCCGGGAACGAUGGUCCUAGUCUAUACACCGUGUCCAACAUGGCACCGUGGAUCACCACCGUUGGUGCCGGGACUCUUGACCGUGAUUUCCCGGCUCCGGUAACCCUCGGUAACGGAAAUAAAAUUCCCGGUGUUUCUCUUUACAAUAACAAAGCUGUUCCAUUUCCCGCCAAAAAAUUUCCUUUCGUCUACGCCGGGAACCUCAGCAACGCCACGGAUGGGAAUUUGUGUGUUCGGGGAAGUUUGGAUUUGAGCAACGUGAAGGCAAAAAUUGUACUUUGCGACCGGGGGUCAAAUGCCAGAGUUGAUAAGGGCUACGUUGUAAAAGCCGCCGGAGGGGGCGGGAUGGUGUUAGCCAACACGGCCGAACAGGGAGAAGAGUUGGUGGCAGAUCCCCAUUUACUUCCGGCAACGCACGUGACAAAAAAAUCCGGAGACAUCAUUAAACCAUCACCUGUACUUCCAGCUUUCAGUUCUCGCGGCCCCAACACUAUGACGCCAGAGAUACUGAAACCCGAUGUGAUUGCACCGGGGUCAGCAUUCUUGCGGGAUGGAAUGGGGCCACCAGCACAAAUGGUUUACGAGAAGAUCCCAGACGUGUCGAAUUCAACAUAAUAUCAAGGACAUCCAUGUCGUGUCCGCACGUGAGUGGCAUAUCAGCUUUGCUUAAAGCGACGUACCCGGAUUGGAGCCCUGCUGCAAUCCAGUCUGCUCUGAUGACCACAUCGUACAUAACCUACAUGUCAGGUACCCCACUUAUAGAUGCCGCGACGGGGAAGGAAGCCACACCAUAUGACUCUGGGUCGGGUCAUGUGAACCCCAUGUCUGCAUUAAACCCGGGGCUUGUUUACGACAUAGACACAAACGGUUAUCUAAAAAGAAAUUAGCCAUAAUAGGACUUAAACAUGCUAAAAAACUCAUAUUAGGACUUACCAAGUUUUCUCUCGUUAAUAGGACUUAUACGGUCCUAUCUUACGUUUUACUACUUUAGGAAAUAUCCUAAAUACCCCAGUUCGAAGUUCGCUUGAGAUUGUUUACACGCACGUAAAAUUUAUCGGCCUUUUUCGGUUAUCCAGUUUCAAGCGGUUAAGGAGUUUCCGUUUACUUGUUGGUUGAGUAGUUUCCUUAUCCGAGUAGUUUCCUUGUUCGUCAAUUCUGCAUCUUUUUCCUGCAUUCGUCAAUUCUGAGUACGAGGUCAUAGCUGCCUGUGUUUCGUUCUUUGCAGGGUAUGUUUACUUCAAAUUUAAAGCUUUCAUAAUACUGGCCGUGAUUCUGUUUUCGUUCGUCAAUUCUUCUUCAAUCGUUGUUACAUUGAAGAAUAAAUUUGUUAUAUUAGAUAUACGAUCGCUUUUUCCUGCAUUCUUUUUCCUGCAUUCGUCAAUCCUUCUGUUUUUUCCUUCCAGCUCUGUUUUUUUCUUCAAUUUCAUAUUAUCGAUCCUUUCAUCAUAUGAUCGCUUUCAAAUUCGUUAUAAUCAACAAUUUAUUUCGUAUGUCAUUGUACUCUGUUUUAUUUCAUUAAAUUUCAUCCGCUAGUUUAGAUAUCAGUUUGUAUCUACAAUUUAUUUUGUUUUUGUUAAAUUCUCUAUUCGUCUACCUAAAUUAUGCCCUUCGAACUGUCAUUUAGUUUGUUCGAACUGUCAUGUAUAUGCAUUUUUUGAUUACUCCUUUUUAUGUUCUGUAAUUGUAUAUAAUUGGUACACAUUCUUAUAAAUUGUCAUAUUGUUAACACAACUGUCAUAAUUUUGUCCAAACUGUCAUUUAGUUUGUGCUACGUUCCUACCUGUAUAUGCAUUUUUUGAUUUCACCUUUUUAUGUUCUGUCAUUCAAUGGUACACAUCCUUAUAAACUGUCAUAUUGUUAACAAAACUGUCAUUAUUUUGUCCGAACUGUCUUUUUUCAUACUGAAAUAUUUCUUUUGCUGCAUUUUUUUUGGAACCUUUUUACCACAAUGGAUCCUAUUUUACUUGUUAUGGUCAAGGUUGACGGUUUUUGGGAUUCUAACAAUGUGUUCAACAAUGUCCACACAUGUGGCCUUCAUGUUAACUAUAAUGUUCAAUAUGCUUCUUUUAUUAACUCUUUGAGUGACAUCCUUUCUCAGUACAAAGCUAAUCAUAAUUUCAGGCUUUCUUAUAUGCGAGAUGGAUUUCCUCCUCCUGUUACUAUAAAUGAUCAAUCUACCUUAACAUUUUAUCUUUAUAUCAAGUCUCUUCAACCAGAUUUUUCAUUGUAUCCACUUUGUGUUGAGUUUUAUCCUGUUUCAUCUUCUCCUGCAUUUUCUAUUGAUGUUGGACCAUCUGCUUCUCCUUGGUCUGAAAAUGUUGUCAUUUCUUCACAACAACAUACCCCUUAUGAUGAGAAUGUUGUUGUUUCUUCUUCCCAUGCUUCACAACAACAUACCACUUAUGAGAAUGUUGUUGUUUCUUCUGCCCAACAACAUUCCUCCUCACCUACACUUUCUUUUGAUGAUGGCCCACCAUUUGGUCAAUAUGAAAAUGUUAUGCUAUCUAGGGUAAGUUGUGGCCAAUCCGAAGAUAUUGUUUCUUGUGGUAACACUGUGUCUGCAACUGUAGAAAAUGAAUCAUCUGAAGACAGUGAUGACAUGUCAGAUGAUAUGUCAGAUGGCCUUUUAACUAAAUCAUAUGACUCAUUCUCAUUUCUCCAAAAUUUUGAAAUCAUCACACAGUCCCAUCCUACUUGUCUUCUUCUCCAUGCUAUUUACAAAAAUAAAAAAGAACUUAUCCACCAUCUGAAGAUGUAUGCUAUCACAAACCACUUCCAAUACAGAACUAAGACAUCGAAGAAAAUAUGUUUGCAUGUUAUUUGCUUAGAUCCAAAAUGUUGUUGGAGUGUUCGAGCUGUAAAACUACAUGGCGUAACAAUGUUUCAAAUCAGAAGAUUCCGGCCAGUUCACACAUGCUCUAUUGAUUACAGACAAGGCAAACAUAGACGGGCAUCUGCUAGUGUGAUAGCAAAUAUUAUUGCACACAAAUACCUUGAUGCUUCCAAUAAACCAUACCCCCCAAAGCAAAUUCGUGAGGACAUGAGUAUGCAGUAUGGAAUUUCCAUGUCAUACAACAAAGCUUGGAAAGCACAGAAGAAAGCAAUGCAGCUGCAAUUUGGUUCUGAUCUUGAAUCCUAUCAGCUUUUGCCUUCAAUGGCUUAUGUGCUUGAGAAAACAAAUCCUGGCUCUACGUUUAAUCUAGUCACAGGGAAGGAUGAUGCAUUUUCUACCUUUUUUAUGUCAUUCAAACCAUGGAUAGAAGCUUGGACCUACUGCAGACCUGUUCUUAUAUUGGAUGGUUCUUUCAUGAAGGCUUACUAUAAAGGCACUCUCCUUACAGCUUGUUGCCAAGAUGCCAAUGAUCACAUAGUUCCUAUUGUAUUUGGUAUUUGUGGUUCUGAAACUAAAGCUUCUUGGAAAUGGUUCUUAUCCAAAGUUUGUACAUCAAUAAAGUACAGACAUGACCUGUACGUAGUAUCUGAUAGGCAUAAAGGGCUUAUCAAGGCCGUUUCUGAACUCUUGCCACAUGCUAGCCACGGUUUUUGUGUUGCUCAUCUUGGUCGUAACAUAACAUCAAAAUUCAGAGGAUCUGCAGCUGGUUUGGGAUGGAAGUUCAAAGUUGCCUAUAUGGCAGCAACUAUGAAAGAAUAUGAUGACUACUUAUCCAUGUUGGAUUCUGAAGACCCCAGGAUAAGGACUUGGCUAGACAAAUUAGGUGCUAACACAUGGUCAAAAGUAAUGUCUGGCCCAAAGAGAUAUAAUAUUAUGACAUCAAAUUGUGCUGAGUCUAUGAACAAAGUCAAUGUCUGUGCUAGAGAGUAUUCUGUGACUAAACUUGUUGAUUUCUUGCGUGAAAGGAUGCAGCAAUGGUUCACAAAGAGGAAAGAUAAAGCUGAGAAAACAAGUACUAUACUCACAAAGAAAUGUGAGAAACGCCUGGUAGCUUUGCAAGCUGAAUCCACACGUAUGAAGGUUAAACCAUCAUGUGCAUAUGAAUUUGAAGUUGUUGACAGUAGAUGCAAGUCCUUUGUGGUAAACCUCAACUCUAGAAGUUGUACAUGCGGCCACUUUCAAUUAGAUCAAUUUGUGUGUGUUCAUGUUGUGGCUGCAAUCGGUAUACGCCCACACCUUUCAUGUUAUACGUACAUAUCUCCAUAUUACAUAAGAGAUGUUUGGCUUGCUACAUGGUCUGGUAUCAUGCAUCCUAUUGCUGAUCCUGACAGUUGGUCAAUUCCUGCUACUAUUCAAAACCAGAGAUGCAAGCCACCAAGUUGUUUGAAGCGUCCUCCUGGUCGCCCUAAGAAAUGCAGGAUUCCAUCCAUUGGAGAAUAUAGAGGUUCAAAACGUCAAAAAUGUUCUAGAUGCCAUGUGCUUGGGCAUAAUAAGAAAACUUGUAGAAAUCCAAUUCCAAUUAAUACCCAGUGAUGUAGAUUUGUCCACUCAUUUUAUGUUGUCUUCUGUUUUUUUGUACUUUUAACAAUUCUACUAUGUGGUUUGGACUUGGUUAUCAUUUCCUUGAACGUUUAAGGUUUUGUGUUUUAGCCAUUCUUGGCAUUUAA